AUAUUUAACACCGCCAGGGGAAAUGUGUUCCCAUAAUAAAUUACCUUAGGGGAACAUUCAUGCUUUUAUCAAUAAAAUUGAUUAUAGUACUUCCUAAUUCUCCUAAUUCUCCAGGGGGCACUAUUACAAACUGAAAAGAACAGUUGACUGGGGGUGUUUGGAAAGAUUCUGAAAACAUUUGUGACAGUUUAAAUAUCAAUAGGCUUUCAUACAAUACUGAUGUCAGAUGAAAUAACAGCUCACCUCAGCAUGUAUUGCUAAGGAUGUAAACAAGAGGAUGUUGAAUCCCCUAGGCAGAUGUGCAGUGCUGAAGGUAUUGAGAGUUAUGACAGGUACUGUAACAGGGGAAGAAUACAGUAUAAUCCCCAAGGUGAGGGUGGAUUGGAUGAUCCUGCAUGUGGCUGCUUACUCUGCAGGAAAGGGGGGAAAGAGUGGGUCCCCACUCUCCCUUCGCCACGUCAUACAGCGAUUAGCUCCUGCAGAGUAAAUCUCCUAUCAGAGAGCUACCAAUAGCAUCUUCACUUAUCCAACUGACAGUGGAGGGAGCAGGGAGAACAAAGCCAGGUGACCCCCACAUUCAAAAUACAGUGAGUUGCAUGCUUGUGUUGGUCUGUUUGUGUGCAGGCGCAUGUGUAUGUUUGUAAGUGUGUGUGGGUACCUCUGGCAUCUCUGGUUUCGUAUUGGGUAUCGGAUUACCCAAUGGGAGCUUUAAUAGAGCUAGAGACACUCUUGAUUGUGAGUCUGAAUGAGGUAGAGGGUGAAGGUAGGAAGAGGGAGCAGAGCGGAGCUGCCAGACAGGGUAGAGAGGGCACGACAACUUCUGCAGAACCAGGGACACGGAUUACACAGAGAGCUGAACCCAAAAGUAGCGUACAGCUGCAUGAAUGAUAGCCAGGAGGAGAGAGACCCUGCCAGGAUCUUCAGCGUGGCACUGCUGGUGGAGUCUCUGUCUCCUGCACUCGAAACAGGCUGAUAGACGGAGCUGUGGGUAGUGACAAGACAGACGGGAGAUGGAGGUGCCGCUUGUCAAUUUUGAGAACAUGGAUGAUGUCGGCAUCAACCUUGGUGACCCGAGUGACUCCGGGUACCCGACUUCACCCACCUCAGAGGCACCUGAUCAGAAUUUGUUAACCCACCGUCUGGCUUCCCCCCAGCAGUCACCACACAGAGGACGACGUGGCCAUCAGUCCACUCAAGAGGGGUUGUCACCAUCCUCUCCAGCAACCGUGACCACAAAAGCGAACUCCAGCAGUGGCAGCUUGAUCUCUAAUCUGAAGCUCCUGAUCAACAGCGAGUCUCCCACUGACAGCGUCUUCAGUAAGAUGGCAAAGGAUUGCUAUGAGAGUGAAGAUUUGUUUGAAAGACACUACAUUGAAGAAAAAGACGAGAAGGUUGUCAUCAAUAUUUCAGGCCUCAUGUUCGAGACCCAGCUCAGCACCCUGAAUAAGUUUCCCGAGACACUGCUCGGUGACCCCAUGAAGCGGAUAAGCUAUUUUGACCCAAUGAGAAAUGAAUACUUUUUUGACAGAAACCGCCCAUCAUUUGAUGGGAUUCUGUACUACUACCAGUCCGGUGGAAGAAUCCGCAGACCAGCCAACGUUCCCUUAGAUGUUUUUGCUAAUGAAAUUGUUUUCUACGAGCUAGGUCAUGAAGCGAUGGAGCAGUUCCGCGAAGACGAAGGGUUUAUUAAAGAGCCAGAGGUCCUUUUGCCCACCAACGAACUCCAACGACAGUUCUGGCUCUUAUUUGAAUACCCAGAGAGCUCCAGCGCGGCCAGAUCCGUAGCUCUGGUUUCUGUGUUUGUCAUCGUCAUUUCCAUCUUCAUCUUCUGCCUGGAGACUCUGCCAGAGUUCAGGGAGGACACUGACUUUCUACCGGGUUUAACCCAAACUAUCAAUGGCACCCAAGACAGCUCUGCCCCUCAUCCUGCCACUAAAGAUAUCAUGGCUUAUCUCACAGACCCCUUUUUCAUUGUGGAGACUAUUUGCAUCAUUUGGUUCUGCUUUGAAGUCGGUGUCCGCUUUGUGGUGUGCCCCAGCAAAAGUGAUUUCUUCAAUAACAUCAUGAAUAUCAUUGACAUAGUCUCUAUAAUUCCCUACUUUGUAACCCUAGGCACAGAGCUGGCAACGACCCCCGACGAUGACAUGAACUCCAGUCAGAACAUGUCCCUGGCAAUCCUAAGAAUCAUCCGACUAGUGAGAGUUUUCAGAAUUUUUAAGCUCUCCCGACACUCAAAAGGCCUUCAGAUCUUGGGUCAGACCUUAAAAGCCAGCAUGAGAGAACUGGGGCUGCUCAUUUUCUUCCUUUUUAUAGGAGUCAUCCUGUUCUCAAGUGCCAUCUACUUUGCAGAAGUGGAUGAGCCCCAGACGCAGUUCGUUAGCAUCCCCGAUGGCUUCUGGUGGGCCGUCGUGACAAUGACCACUGUGGGAUACGGAGACAUGUGCCCCAUCACCAUGGGAGGCAAAAUGGUCGGCACUCUCUGUGCCAUUGCCGGUGUCCUGACCAUUGCCUUGCCUGUCCCUGUCAUCGUCUCCAACUUUAACUAUUUCUACCACCGAGAGACUGAGCAGGAGGAGAAACAGGUGAUGGAUGCAGCGGCAGAGGCUGCCCAGAAAAUGUCAGCUGCUAACAAGUACGGAAGCACAUCUUCGCUAAACAAAAGUAACGGCACGUGGCAGAAUGAGAAGAAUGGCAUGCACUGAUAGAGAAACUUAGGUAUUUAUGAAUAUCAAGGGUAUGAAAAACAUAUGGACAAAUCAAACAUAUCUGUUAGUCAGAUACACUGAAUAAUAACAGUUUAUCUUUCUCACAAUUUUGUACUCCAAACAUGGCAGCAUUUGUGCAUAUGUGCAUUAUUACAGUAUUAAUAGGCACUGUGUGGUGGUGAGACAGCCUUUACACAAGUUGUCUGUCUGCUUGUGGAUGUGUCAAAGUGCAAUUAACACAACUCAGCAACUACUAUGUCAGUUUUGAUGAGGAGACCUGAGAGGUAUAAUUAUUAUCUUUCAUCCAGUGCAAUUUGAAGAAAAAUGUGAUGGCUCAUUUGUACUAUAGACAAACAUUUCACCUUGAUAAUGUAGAUUGUUAGAGUAAAUAUAGCAGUGAAAGGCAAAAUAAGUUGUAAAAUGUCCUUCUGGAUUAUAUAACAGUGUAAGUUGAUCCCUCAGAAGAAGAGAAAGAGUUUUUGAUAAUCGUAGCAUUUAAAGCUGGAUGUAUGCUCGUAUUACAUCACAGCUCCAUGUUAGUCUACACUUCGUCAUAUUCAGCAAAAUCUAGAUAGAACUUGGCAUGAUUUUCAAGGACAGGUGAAAGUGUCCAGUGUAAGGCAAGAGGACAUCGGCGCACACAUUGUCUUAUCAGCAAAUCUAUAGUUGUGAAUGCUCAGCCGGCAGCACUUCUCCAUGUGACACAGCGUAACAAUAUCUGUGUGAUAAAUAGCUGGCACGUUAGCACAUCUGCUAUUAAUCUUGUAGAUACAGUAGGCUGCAGAAUAUAAAUCAAACCAUGAAACUGCUUAACAUUCACUGUAUUAUAGUCCAUGCAGUAGUUGCAUGCAGCAGUUUCAGUUAUUAAAUCAAAGGUUAUUUUCAUCUACAUCGUUUUUAUUAUUUGGCAUUUUGCACCAGAUCAUGCAGAUUCAGCUCUUUAUGAGAUCGCCCUCUAACCUCUUAUUAUAAUGUGAAUUAACCCUUUAAAAACCAUAUCAAUUCAUUGCACUGAGAGUGUUUUUUUCCACAUAUAUCUCUCAAGCACUUUCAUAGCUUUACACCAUGAGCUGUUGGCAGGGAAAACAUAUUUAUCAGAGUGUAUAGAAAUGUGAGACGAGAUGUACAUUUGUGAUCAGACUGAGAGAAUAGAGGAGAGUGCAAAGACAAAAACUCUGAGCAUUUCUCCAUUUACCUUUGUUCUCUCAUUUGUAUUGCAUGGCAUAGUGUGCCGAAAUGAGGUUUAACUCUACAAGUAACUGAAGUUUGACAUAUUUAUUGUAGCUAAAUAUAUUAAUCAUAUAGUGAUGAUCAUCAUAUUCCAUGUGAUAGGGAAAGCCAAUACUUAAACUGGAUUUCUGAAAUGAUGACAACAGAUGAUGACAUUUAGGUCUCAUCUGGAAAUAUGAACUGGUACUAUAUAGUGUAUGCAUGCCACAUUUCAAUCUUGAAAAUGUACUGUAUGUGAGUUUAUUAUACAUAUAAAUACAGCUUGUAUUGAAUGGCAGUGGAUGUAGUUGUAACUCAAUGAAUGCCUUUUUAAUCAUCCUACAA
Messenger RNA from Lates calcarifer (barramundi perch), 4259 nucleotides. Its product is annotated as potassium voltage-gated channel subfamily A member 10. Gene Ontology annotation, molecular function: protein binding; delayed rectifier potassium channel activity. The transcript is spliced from 2 exons. Gene Ontology annotation, biological process: protein homooligomerization; potassium ion transmembrane transport. Lineage: Eukaryota; Metazoa; Chordata; Actinopteri; Centropomidae. The record is from RefSeq and is a predicted model, not a curated record. The coding region runs from base 1011 to 2702 and encodes 563 amino acids. Gene Ontology annotation, cellular component: voltage-gated potassium channel complex; membrane.